Blepharisma stoltei is the source of this 960-nucleotide messenger RNA. Lineage: Eukaryota; Ciliophora; Heterotrichea; Heterotrichida; Blepharismidae. The record is from the annotation of a GenBank genome assembly.
AUGUUCAAAAACACAUUUCAGUCUGGCUUCUUAUCAAUUCUCUAUAGCAUUGGAAGCAAGCCAUUGCAGAUUUGGGACAAGAGUGUAAGAAACGGCCAUAUAAAGCGUAUUACAGACUCCGAUAUUCAAAGUUCAGUGCUAGAAAUAAUGGGCACAAACGUAAGCACAACAUUUAUCACAUGUCCAGCAGAUCCGAAUCAAACCUUAGGUAUAAAACUACCUUUCUUAGUCAUGAUCAUUAAGAAUCUCAAAAAGUACUUCACAUUUGAAGUCCAAGUACUUGAUGACAAAAGCAUCCCUCUGCUGGUGGACUUUGCCUCUUCUUAAAAAGCUUUUUUCCCUUCUAGCAUGGCUUUUUUCCCGUUGCAUAUCUGACUAUGGGUUCCCUGCAGAUGGCCAAGGCAGCAUGACUGGUGCAGAAUCCACUUAUGCUGAAAAGGAGCAAGUGGUGAGUAAGUCUCGAACCUAUUGACUCUAACGGCAUUGGCCGUUCACGUGCCAUCAGCAACAACCAGAGAGGAGGACUUUGGAACUGGAGGAUGUGAACCGGACAGUGACUCUGGCCGUAGCUAAGCUGCCUUGCAACGGCAUCGGAUAAGCUCGAUUAAAUCAGAUAGGUAUACUGACCAGAAUUCUGAUCUGAAAUUAAGUAACUAUAACUAUAAAGAUGACAAAAACAUCCGAAGACGAUUCAGGGCAUCCAACUAUCAAAGCACCACACGAGUAAAGCCAUUCAUAUGCACCAUGCCAAUGAGGCUUGACGAAGGAUGGAACCAAAUCCAAUUCAACUUAUCAGAUUUCACAAGAAGAGCUUAUGGGACGAACUAUAUAGAAACUUUAAGGGUGCAAAUACAUGCCAACUGCAGAAUGAGAAGAAUUUAUUUCUCUGACAGACUCUACUCAGAAGAAGAACUGCCGCCAGAGUUCAAAUUGUUUUUACCACUCCAGAAGCAAGCUUAA